GGUGGCAGACGGCAGUCCGAAAAAUAAUAGGUACUAUCUUCAAUUGUGAUGCCAACUGCUUGGCACUGAAGGGUGAGUGACGAGUGUUCAGCUCGAGCCCGUCAAAAUAAUGGAUAAUAGAUAUGAUUUUGAGUUUAUAACGGUCUCUCACUCAUUUGUCGUGUAACUUUUUUCGUAAUAUCACGAAUUUAGCAUCUCAGUAAAUUAGUUCAUGAACAAAACCGAAAAUGAAGAGAGUUGUGAGUCAACCACAUAAAAUUCAAAAAAAGUAUGGAGUAGAAGAUGUUGUGAAAGAUCCUAUUCAAGUUUAUUGUCGAAUUCGUCCUGUUCAGUCCAAUUUAGAAUCUUCAUGUAUAAAAGUUGUAUCAGACACUGAAAUACAAAUAUACUGCGCUCCAGAUGAUAGAGGAAUAUCUAGAGAAGGACAAUUCAAUUACAAGAAAAUAUUUACUGAACAUGAGUCCCAAGAAGUCGUCUUUCAAGAUAUGGCAUUGCCACUCAUUGAGCAACUUUUGACAGGAAAGAGUAGUUUAAUAUUUGCAUAUGGAAUAUCAGGUAGUGGCAAAUCUUAUACAAUGACUGGUAACCAGGAAGAUGGUGGUAUUGUUGGAAGAUGCUUUGAUGUCAUAUUCAAUUCUAUUCAAAAUUACCAAGCUAGAAGAUUUACUUUUAAACCCGAUAAACUUAAUGGAUUUGAUGUAUAUAGUAUGGAAGACUUUUUGUUUUAUUCUUCUGAUGAAUUCAAAAACAAUGUUAAAAACCCUAUAAAAACAACAAAAAAAAGAGAUGGAGAUGCAGAUCGUUUACCAUUUAAUUAUAAAGUUAUAGAUAUAGAACAAGAUGUAGCAUAUUCAGUAUUUAUAAGCUAUGUAGAAAUAUAUCAUAAUUAUGUUUAUGAUCUUUUAGAAGAUGUAUCUGAAGGAGAAAUAAGACGAAACAGUAAAAUAAUAAGAGAAGAUGCUAAUGGAAAUAUGUAUGUGCAUGGAGUAAAUGAACAAGAAGUAAAUAAUGCAGUUGAAGCUUUUGAAUGGUUAAGAAAAGGACAAUUAAGAAAGCGUACUGCGCCAACCUUUUUGAACAUGGACUCCAGUCGCAGUCAUACAGUUUUUACUAUUAGAGUUGUACAAGCACCUUUAGAUACUGAUGGUGUAAGUAUUAUUCAAGAUAAGAAGUAUACAGUUGUAAGUCAACUGUCUCUAGUUGAUUUAGCUGGAAGCGAACGAGCUGGGAAAGCAAAGACAACUGGACAAAGACUUCAAGAAGCUGGAGAAAUAAAUAAGUCACUAUCAAAUUUAAAACAAUGUCUUAAAAUAUUAUAUGAAAAUCAGUCUUCUAGCAAUUUAAGGAAUAUUGCUGAGAAAAUCCCAUACAGAACAUCUCGUCUUACACAUCUGUUCAAAAGUUUCUUUGAAGGUUCUGGUUCAAUCAGAAUGUUGAUUUGUGUUAACCCUAUAUCUGAAUAUACAGAGCUUUUGCCUGUACUGCAAUUUGGGGAAAUAUCUGGAAGUAUUCAAGUUAAACGAACGACCCCAUUACGUAUGGAUAUUGGUUUGACUCCAGGACGAAGAAGAGUCAUUGAUAGUCAAUCUGUAAAUCGCAUUCAGUGUGUAAUUGAGGAAGGCACUAGAUUUCCACAAGACAGUAUAAUUAACUAUGAAACAAAAGAAAACUGUUUUAGAAGCUCUUUAAAUUUGGGACCUCUGUUGCCAGAUUUAGAAGUAGAUGAUUUACUAGAUGAUGAGAAGAGACAACAGCUUAUUACUGCUCUUGAUCAGAGAAUAAAAAUAAAGGAAGAACUUCGUGAAAUAUUAAUUACAAACAAUAAUGACAUACGGUCAAAAAUUGUGUUGCUGGAAAGCAAUUAUGCAGAAGGAAAAACAGAAAUAAAAUCAUUGCAAACUCUGAGAGAUGAAGAUAUCAAAAUUAUUAAGCAAUAUCAAAACAAAUCAUUUUUACUAGAAAAUGAAAUGGCAUCAUUAAAAAGAAAAUUAGAAUUUAUGGAUUGUGAAAACAAAAGAUUAAAAUCAGAUUUAUAUGAAAAAGACAAUAUGCUUAACAUAAUGGAAGUAGAUAAAGAUUUGCUAAAACAAAAAUAUAAUACUAAAAUUGUUAAAAACCAAGAACAAUUAUCAAGAGAUUUUAAAAACAAAUGGAAAGAGCAAGAAAAUGAGUUUGAAGCAAAAUUACAAGAUAAGAAUUACAAAUUAAGACACAUCAGAAAUAUAGUGGAAAGCACAGAAAACAUUUCUAGCCAUUGUUCCAGGCGUAUUGUAAAAAAAACCUUGUCUGAUGAAAGUUUAAACAAAAUACAGCCAGCCUUGAGUAAUGAUAAUAAACCCUCAGAUUCAAACCAAAAUGAGCCAUCACAACCAACACUAAGAUAUUUACAUUCAAGAAGAUCUAAAUCAUGUGACCCACAUGAAUGUUGGAUCGAACACAAACCCCCAGUGCCUGUUCCUUUGCAAACUAUCAUGCAACCCAUGUUGAAGAAGUCCAAAUCAGUUAUCAAGUUGACAGAUGCCAAAACAAUAUCAGAUAAUGGUGCAUCAAAAUAUUGUUUAUUGACACAAGGAUCAGAUGAACAAGGCAUUUCGGAAGCUAAACUAUAUAAAGCCGACAUCAUCCAAACCCUGGGAGGAGGUGCCCAAGUUAUAUUUAAUGACAUAGAAACAUUAAAACAAGGUUCAUCAUUUGGUGGAUUUUCGGUGGAAACCCAUAUUGAGCCAUAUAAUAAUGAAACAAAGGCUGAUAGAGGUAGUCCUGAUGAUGGACCAGCAAAAUGUUAAGGAAUACAGGUGGGAUUUACUCCUACAAAAAAAUAAUAUAAAAUAAAUUAUUGUUCAUUACAAUGAAUAGUAUACCAAAUUUAUAGAAGACUGGCAACGCAUGUGAUAUCAAUUAUACAUAUUUUUUUCAUACAUAUAUAUAAACAUAGAUUGUACAUAACAUUACUUUAAGAACUUUGCUAUUGUGCACAACUUAAUAUUUGUAAAUAGUACAGAACAUUAGAGCAAUUGAUUGCUGCAGUAAGGAAUCGAUUCCAUACAAAAUAGCAUCUCAAUAAUAGUUUCAGUUCUACGUCAAUGUUAAUACAAUUUGCUUUUCAUUCACGAUAAAAUCAAUUCUUUUGUUAUAAUUUUUUGGCAUUAUUUAAUUAUUGUUUGUAACCCAGUUUUCAUUGCA
This is a messenger RNA of Myzus persicae (green peach aphid), 3183 nucleotides long. Its product is annotated as kinesin-like protein KIF23. Lineage: Eukaryota; Metazoa; Arthropoda; Insecta; Hemiptera; Aphididae. The transcript is spliced from 15 exons. The record is from RefSeq and is a predicted model, not a curated record. Gene Ontology annotation, molecular function: microtubule motor activity; microtubule binding; ATP hydrolysis activity. Gene Ontology annotation, cellular component: nucleus; kinesin complex; microtubule. Gene Ontology annotation, biological process: microtubule-based movement. Bases 228 to 2786 code for a protein of 852 amino acids.